Molecule: messenger RNA, 3968 nt
Organism: Myxocyprinus asiaticus (Chinese sucker)
Lineage: Eukaryota; Metazoa; Chordata; Actinopteri; Cypriniformes; Catostomidae
Exons: 6
Coding region: 623-2563 (646 amino acids)
Source: RefSeq, a predicted model, not a curated record
GGAGCCUGAUAUCUUUGGAAGAAGAGAGGAGACAACAGGAAACAGGCAAAAGCUGAGCGGGAAGAGUUGACUGAACGCAAAGCCAGCUGAAAAACACACAAAAGACUUCAGCUGGAGAGAGGGAGUGACAAAGAUGCAAGAGAUGUUAUCCAGACACACUUGUCUUACCUGUCCAUCUGGCUGUUUGACACACCUCUUUCUGCUUUUUUUCUGGGCUAUUCUUCAUAAAACUCCUUCCGCAAGGUUUCAAAUCGACAAAAGAUCAAACAAUACUGAGAGCUCACAAGAGAGACGGAAUACAGGAUUAAUGAUAAGGUUACGGAAAUGAGGGAUAACUGGAGUACUAUGAGGACAUGAUCUCAGAUUUCUGAUGGAAAUAAAUACUCAUAUGGACUGACAUGAUGAUUUGAAUGAAGGCUUUAACAAAAAAUGGAUCUGCUUCAGUUUUGAUUUUACCUCUACCUAUAACGAGGAUGUGUGAAACUUGAACGACAAGAGUGUGCUUAAAUGUGUGCUUGCAUCUCUGGUAUGUAAUUCAGUCUUUGUCAGUGUUGCCAGUGUAUAUGUGAGUGUUUGUAUGUGUGUAGCUAAUGUAACAUAGUCUUUCUACAAUUGAGUGUCAAUGGCGGAGAACCCUGUCUCAGAUACUCAAUCCUUGCUGGAGUCUAUGCUUCAAAAAUUACGGGUAAACACUCAAACCAACAAUAGCUCACACACUGAUAUGCAAACAUGUAGUUUGCCUGUUAUGUAUUAUGCUGAAACAAUGGAGGAUUCGUCCAAAGCAACAGUUUAUCAGUUUGAAUUUUCCUCCAGCAACAAAGAGCAAGACAGACACUCCAUUCAGAAUAAAUGUGAGAAUCCGUGGACUCAACAAUCAGUUAAUUUCAGGGGUACGCAGGCCCCUUUUGCUGAUCAACUUCCCAAAAGGAUCAGAAGAGUCUCUUCUAAACCUAAACAUACACCAUUAAUCUGGGGGGAACACAACCACUUUCCAUCAGAGAGGAGUAAUGAUGCAAUUUCCUGUGUUGGAGAGCAAGAGAUGCCCAAUGUGGAGAAGAGGCAACAGUUUUCUCUGAAAGGGGAGACCAAGGGUGUCUACAACUCAAGUGUGCUACCUUUAUACAAAACAGAACCCUACCGAAAUCCCCCUGACCUUUUAGCCCCGACUUUAGCAACAUCUACUUCAGUGUUGGAUAAACCAGAGGUCAAGGGUCAAAGUGGCACAUGGAGUUGGGAUACAGAGAAGGAGAAAAAUGAAGGCACCAGAGUUCAUGAGGAAUCAGGAAAAAGGACAAGUAAGAAAAAGUGGAGGGAUGCUAAAAGAUGGGCCCAGAGGGUGAAGGAGAGAUGGAGAGAGAGACACAGAAGCACAGAGACCAGACAAAGAGAUGAUGGAGAAAGACAAGUACAGAGUGAAGUACUACAAAGUAAUCUCUCUCCAAUAUCGAUGCCUAUUGAUGUGAACACAACUACAGCAGUCACUGAGAAUCCAAAUAUCCAUAACGAACCAAUAAACACAGAACUGGAUGAAUCCACUCUCUGUUCACUCAGCGACAUGAGUGAAAAUCUGUUCUCUUUUGGCACUUCUAAUUUGAUGGAAGAGAUCUUCAAUGGAACGAAAUGGGCUCAGUUUCUCACAGUUAACUGCACCACACAGGACCAAUCACAGGAGUCACCAAGUAUUAGCCAAUCAUGUAAAGAAGAAUGGAAUGGCAAAUGGAAUCAUACAAAGACAAUAGAUUCCCAUUCAGGUAUGACUCAGGCGGAAACGUCGUUCCCUGAGAGCUUUACACAAGACAUGGCCUUCAAUAUGCAUGUUAACAAUGAAACUGAGAUGUCCAAGAUCAGUGUUCUUUCGUCAGAUUUUAACGAUCUCUCUGCAAAUCAAUCACAAACUUCUGAUUUAUUUACAAACCAAUUACAAACCACCAAUCUGAGCUUCAACGAGUCUCAAAAAAGUAAGCAAACAAGUAAACAAUCACAGUUUUCUCAUCAACUUUCAUACAAAUCAACAGCAAAUGAGCAUAGUGUUCCGCAGUUGAUAUCUAUUCAACAAAGUCAUUCCCAACCACAAGUAUCUGACACCAGCCAUAACCAGCCUCAAGGUGGGAAAGAAGUUUUCAUCCCUAUUUUGGACUCAUAUGUUAAGCCAAUGGACCGUUCCUCCAUAAAAUCACACGGAUCUCUGAGUCGUAAAAGAGAGCACUGGACUAGAAGGAGAAAUCCAUUUGAAGACUCAAGCCAAGACAUGGAGGAUGAGUACCACUGCCGCUCCACCUCUAGCAUCUCACCCAUGUCUACUCUUACCUCUCUCCAGAACUCUGUCUCUGAAGAUUCAGAUUCUUACAAAUCUCUGGAGACAGUGAUUAAAAAGAUGAGAAUGGAAGAAUCCCGUCAUGUUCGAUUCGCUGAGGAGGUGGUCAUCUUACCGCCCAGCUUCAUAUCUGAGGAUGAAGACGAUUGUUUAGAAGAUGAUUGUCCAGAGGAACCUUCUCCCCGCUCCUCUUUCCCUAAGUGGAUUGGGUCUUUAAAAGUCAAACAGACAAGAAAAUACAAAUUUUAACUCCCUUCUGUGUGUGGCUGCACCCCUGAAAUUCUGCAGCUCUCAUAAACAGUGUCUGUACAGUAGAGGCAAUAUGUGGACAUGCCACAAAUUAGCAGGGCAGAUAAAACUAUUACUGAAUAGAUUAUCAUUAAAGGAAUAGUUCACACAAAAAUGAAAAUUCUCUCAUCAUUUACUCAUUUACCAUCCCAGAAGUGUAUGACUUUAUUUCUUUUGCUGAACACAAAUGAAGAUUUUUAGAUGAAUGUCUCAGCUCUGUAGGUCCUCACAAUGUAAGUCAACAGGGUCCAAAACUUUGAAGCUCAAAAAAGCACACAAAUCCAUGUGUUUAGAAGCAAGAUGAUAGGUGUGGGAGAGAAAGAGGUCAAUAUUUAAGUUCUUUUUUAUUAUAAAUCUCCACUUUUACUUCCACAUUCUUCUUCUUUUGUUUUGGCAAUUUGUAUUCUUCAUGCAUAUCGCCACCUACUGAGCAGGGAGGAGAUUUAAUAGUAAAAAAAGGACUUAAAUAUUGAUUUGAUUCUCACCCACUCCUAUUAUAUCCCUUCAGAAGACAUGGAUUUAACCACUGGAGUUGUAUGGAUUACUUUUAUGUUGCCUUUAUGUGCUUUUUUGAGCUGCAAAGUUCUGGCCACCAUUCACUUGCAUUGAAUGGACCAACAGAGCUGAGAAAUUUUCAUUUUUGGGUGAACUAUUCUUUUAAUUCUGAAAAUGUAGCUGUCCUACAGAGCUCCUAUGCCUAAUAAGAAAAUUGUCAUUGAGGGGGUGUGUGAACGUUUGUCAGCUGUGUACAAUGGCAUUUGAAAAUUUUUAUUCAUCAGUUUUAUUUACAUAGCACUUUCCACAAUACAUAUAGUUUGAAAGAAGCUUUAUUGCAAAUAGAGACUUAAUGCCCCUAGUGAGCAAGCCAUAGGCAAAUGUGGCAAGGAAAAACACUGGUGUUUAGGUAUAAGGUGGAGGAACCAGACUCAGCUGGGGGAGCCCAUCCACCUCUAGCAAGUAACACAUUACAUAAAUGUAAAUAUUGUUUGCCAAUACUGUCUAUUUACGUAAUAUGUGCAGUACUGGUCUUAUUUAAUAGGUAAGACAGUGAUUCAAUUGUAAAGAUAAUGAUUCUACAAACAGUAAUUCAUUUGUAACUUUUAAAGUCCAUCCUAAGGUUACCGGAAUGAUGCAGGCAGUGGUCAGUGAAGCAUCCCUCGCUGUCUGGCUAGUAUUCUGCUAUAUAUUCUCAUGGAAAUACAGAUAUUGCCGUAUAAAGUCUACACUGUAAAAAAAAAAAAAAAAACUUGUUUUGACUUAAAGAAGUAAGUAUUUGUACUGCCUUCAAAUUUUAAAUUGUGCCAACUUAAAAGGGAAAUUUGUUUAAACAUAAAAUAGAACAUAAAAUUAACUUAAAUCAUAACAA